AUCGAUGUUUGCUGGCAUCGCCUCGCCCUGCCUGUGUGUGCGCGCGUGUGUGUGCGUGUGUGUGUGUGCGCGUGUGUGCGCGCGUGUGUGCGCGCGUGUGAGUGUGUGUGCGUGAGCCCGCGGGUGCCAGAUUUCCUCCCAUCCCGCGCCUCCCCGCCCGCUCCCACAUCACUCACUGCCUGGCAUCUGACAGCACGGAACCUGCAGCGCUCCGCACACGCACACACCCCGCACGCCCGGGCACCGCUCCGCCAUACAGCCCUGCCAGCAGGAGGAGGAGGAGGAGGAGGAGGAGAGGAGAGGAAAGGGAGGAAGCAGCCAGCCCCACAGUCUUUCCAGAGCUGCCUUUUUUAUUAUUAUUAUUUUUUCCCUUUUUUAAUAUAUACAUAUCUAUUUUGUUAUUUAUUUAUUACCGUUCUCUGGCACUGUGGGCGCCUUUCAUUUGCUCCUGAGCUCGGAUGUUUGAAUCAAAGCAAAGCAAGUGUUGCAACAGUUAAAAAAAAAAAAAGCCAACCAAAAAAAAAAAAAAAAAAAAAGAGAGAGCGAGAGAAAGAAAGAAACCUAGAUCUCUAAAAUAAAAUAACCCCCAAGCAGGUUCCUAUCAGUGGAGUGGGAAGGCGGGGGGCAGGGGAGGCUGGGGGGGGGUGUCGGGGAGAGCAGCUCAGAGGCAGAGGCAGAGGAACACGGCUCAGGAGCGUCUCAGGGCUCUCGGAUCUGGGGACAGAAGUGAGAUUGGAGAAAGUAGAGCGAUGCCAAGGAGGAAACAGCAAGCACCCAAACGGGCUGCAGGUUAUGUCCAAGAGGAAGAUUUAAAGGAAGAGGAAGAUAUAAAGGAGGAGGAAGAAGAUGAUGACGACAACAAUUCAACUGCUCAACUCCAGGGCAGCAACGACACUGGCACGGAUGAGGAGCAUGAAGCGGGUCCUGAGCAGAAAGGGAACUUUAGUUACCAGAAUUCCCCUGUCAGUCAUAUAUCUAACCAGGAUGCAGAAAACGAAUCACUGCUAAGUGACGGUAGUGACCAUGUGGCAGAUAUUAAAAGCAUUUGCUCUAGAGAGCCACGGGACCCCAAAACCAGCGCCCAUCCCAAAGCCCAGAAUGAAGCACAUGAUUGCAUGGACAAAAUGACAGCGGUCUAUGCCAACAUACUGUCAGACUCUUAUUGGACAGGCUUAGGGCUGGGUUUCAAGUUGUCCAACUCUGAAAAGAGGAGUUGUGACAACAGAAAUGGAGGGAACAAAGCUGAUUUUGAUUGGCACCAAGACGCACUGUCAAAAAGCUUACAGCAGAAUUUACCUUCCAGACCUGUCUCGAAACCCAACCUGUUCAGCUCAGUCCAGCUCUACAGGCAGAGCAGCAAAAUGUGUGGAACUGUGUUCACGGGUGCCAGCCGGUUUCGGUGCCGGCAGUGCAGCGCCGCCUACGACACGUUGGUAGAGCUAACGGUUCAUAUGAAUGAGACAGGUCACUACCAAGACGACAACCACAAAAAGGACAAGCACAGACCUACCAGCUACUCAAAGCCACGAAAACGGGCUUUCCAGGACAUGGACAAGGAAGAUGCACAAAAAGUUCUGAAAUGUAUGUUCUGUGGUGACUCUUUUGAUUCCCUUCAAGAUCUGAGUGUUCAUAUGAUAAAAACAAAACAUUACCAAAAAGUGCCUUUGAAGGAGCCGGUACCAACCAUUUCUUCAAAAAUGGUCACUCCAGCAAAGAAACGCGUGUUUGACGUUAACAGGCCUUGCUCCCCCGAUUCCACGACGGGGUCGUUCUCAGAUACUUUUUCUCCUCAGAAGAAUGCGAACCUGCAGUUAUCGUCUAACAACCGCUACGGCUACCAGAAUGGCGCCAGCUACACGUGGCAGUUUGAGGCCUGCAAAUCCCAGAUUUUGAAGUGUAUGGAAUGUGGAAGUUCCCAUGACACCUUGCAGCAGCUCACGACCCACAUGAUGGUCACUGGCCAUUUCCUGAAAGUCACAAGUUCAGCUUCAAAGAAAGGAAAGCAACUUGUUCUGGAUCCUUUAGCCGUGGAAAAAAUGCAAUCGCUGUCUGAAGCACCGGCCAAUGACAGCCCGGUUUCAAAAUCAACCAGUAAAUCAUCUGCCGAGUGCAUAGCUCCCACCUCCGAAGUAAAAAAAGAAAGUAAAAAAGAUAAAGCUGAUGAUGCAAACAAAGAUGAGAAAGCAGUAAAAACUGAGGAGUAUGAAGACACGCUUCAGAAACCACUGGAUCCCACAAUGAAAUACCAGUACCUCAGAGAAGAAGACUUAGAAGAUGGUUCAAAGGGUGGUGGGGACAUCUUAAAGUCCUUGGAGAACACUGUCACAACAGCCAUCAAUAAAGCUCAAAACGGAGCGCCCAGCUGGAGCGCAUACCCCAGCAUCCAUGCAGCUUAUCAGCUCUCAGAAGGAGCUAAACCGUCUUUGCCUGUGGGUUCCCAGGUACUGCAAAUCAGGCCAACGAUCACCAAUAAACUGAGGCCAAUAGCUCCGAAGUGGAAGGUCAUGCCUCUGGUCCCGGUCUCAGCAAAUGUGGCCCAGUGCACUCAAGUGAAGAAGGAAACUGAUGACAAGGAGGAGGUACAAAAGGACUAUGCUAAAGAGGGCAUCCAGGCUGAGCCUGCCUCACUCAGCCAGAGCGAGAGAGAACCUCUCCUCAAUUCUGAAGCCUCUGUGGAGCCAAAAAAGACAGAACCAUGUCCCUUGAAAGAAGAAGACAAAAUUAAAGAGGACAGCGGGAAAGAAAAAACAGUCCUCAAGGAACCAACCGCAGCUUCUCUUAGUAAUGGCUGUGCUGCUGCCAGCCACCCGGCUGAACUGCCUUGCGUCAACCCGCUCAGUGCGCUGCAGUCAGUCCUGAAUAAUCACUUGGGCAAAGCCACUGAGCCUUUACGGCCUCAGUCCAACUCCAGCCCCAGCUCUAGCACAAUGUCUAUGUUCCACAAACCUAACCUAAAUAUGAUGGAGAAGCCAGUUUUAUCUCCUGCUCCAACCCCACCAAAGCCUGCAAGUGUGUCCAGGCACUAUUUGUUUGAAAACAACGAUCAGCCUAUUGACCUGACCAAAUCCAAAGGCAAGAAAGCUGAGUCAGCUCAAGCACAAUCUUGUACUUCUCCACCUCAAAAGCAUGCUCUGUCUGACAUCGCUGACAUGGUCAAAGUUCUUCCCAAAGCUACUACGCCAAAACCCGCUGCAUCUUCAAGGAUCCCGUCUAUGAAAUUGGAAAUAGAUGUCCGACGCUUUGAGGAUGUCUCAGCAGAAGUCUCCACUCUGCAUAAGAGGAAGGGCAGGCAGUCAAACUGGAACCCUCAGCAUCUUCUCAUUUUGCAAGCUCAGUUUGCUUCCAGUCUCUUCCAGACAUCUGAAGGUAAAUAUUUAUUAUCAGACCUAGGCCCACAGGAGCGCAUGCAGAUUUCAAAAUUUACUGGACUGUCAAUGACCACCAUCAGCCAUUGGUUGGCAAAUGUCAAGUAUCAACUUAGGAAAACCGGAGGAACAAAGUUUUUGAAAAACAUGGACAAAGGACAUCCAGUCUUUUAUUGCAGCGACUGUGCAUCUCAGUUUCGAACCCCAUCUACUUACAUUAGCCACUUAGAAUCUCAUCUAGGUUUCCAAAUGAAAGACAUGAACAGGCUGGCUGUGGAGCAGCAAACCAAGGUAGAGCAAGAAAUCUCCAGAGUUUCAGUUCAAAGAUCUCCUGAAACAAUAGCUGGAGAAGAGGACACAGACUCUAAGUUCAAAUGUAAGUUGUGCUGUCGGACAUUUGCGAGCAAACAUGCAGUAAAACUUCAUCUAAGCAAAACACACAGCAAGUCACCAGAACAUCAUUCACAAUUUGUAGCAGAAGUGGAUGAAGAAUAACUCUUAAGGACGAAUGCCUUAGUUCCAGCUCUCCAGCCCAGGCUUCCCGCACCCAGCCCGCCUCUGCGCCUGCCACUCCAAUCCUGACAUUGAACUCACGGCAACCCGGACCAAGAAGACUGCCAAAAAAACUCCAGCUAUUCUUCUUCAUCCUCACUAACAAUUUGGUAAUGAAGUAUUGAUUUCCACUCCCCUGCUUAUGGACGAUAUUAGAUUUUCAUUGAUAAACUGCACUGGGGCUGUCUGGUCUCCGCUGUCCCUUUUUGCUGUCACUAAAACAAAGUGCCACUGAAGUAAGAUAAUGACUGGGAACAUUGAUGUACUUAUUUCGUCAAUUUGUAACACUUGACAGGAAAAAAAAAUUCUUCAUAGUUUAAUGUCCAAGUGUGCUCCACAAGAUGCAGUCACACUGGAAGCUUUACUUUUCAUGGUAAUGUCCAUUUCCUAUUUAUAACCCCUUUGGGAUAGUUUGUCUAAAGGAAAUGUUUCUAUUCUGUGCAGCUAUUACUGUUGCACCUGGCUUGCCCAAUCCAGUCAUUGCACUAGGGAUCAAUACAUCACAGUAAGUACAAGAAUUAUUAAGUUAAAACAGAUUCUGAGCCAAAAAACCUCUGAACAAUGUUAAUCUUCUGUGCAAGUUGUUCAAAUAGUUAUGCUUAACCAUGUUGCUGCCAAAGAUUUGUUUAAAAUGGAUUAUUUUCAGUUUGUUUUAUUCCUCAGAUAUAUAUAUAUAUUUAAAUCUCCAUUACGGUUUAUGACGAGACAUAUGCGAUGGAGUGAUUUUUAAACAAAAGCACUAUUGUUAGAUUAUUGAACAUUAUAUAAAUAUAGGUAUAUCUAUAUAUAAAUAUCGCUAUGUAAAUAUCUAUAUAUAGAUAUAAAAGAAUAAAAGUAGAGUUCCUUCCUCAGUUAGGCGAGUGUAAAUCUAAAUCUCUCUGUCGUAGUCCACGGAGUUACGCUGGAUUUGCGCCACCGUAAGUGAGAUCAGAAUCUGGCCUUCGCACCCUCUGUGUGGCCCGGCAAGGCCUGCGGCACGGGCAGGCUGGAAAGCGCAGCUGCCGGCAAGUCAGCCACGACCGAGGGAGAAGGGGGCUACAAAGAUGGCAAUUUCAAAUUUGUGCUUGUAACUUUUUUCAUUAAAACUUUGAGGCCCCAAUUUUAAUUUGUGGAAUAUUCACGUUAAUAAUGAGAUCUAAUUAAGACAUCCAUUAAAAGCCCGUUAAAGUUAAUUUAACGUAAAAAUUCCAAUAGAACUGUAUUAGAUUUUCUCCAUUAAAUUAACGUUAUGGAUUUUUAACGGAUGUCUUAAUUAUACAUUAUUAUUAACGGGACUACUGUAUUACACAGAUUAAAAUCGGGUCCCGCGUCAACUCACAAACUCUUCCAGGCUACGCUAAUGUCACGAGCCUCGCGUUACCUCGUGCACCGCUCGGAAAACCAGGCGCGGCCCUGUUCGCCCUCGCUGAGCGCUUCCUCGCAGCGAAAGCAACCUCCAGCGGACAAAUCCCUCUCUGCGCUUAACGACGAACCUCCCGUAUUCUCAAAGGAAGAAUAAGUCCGGAUCAAGUCGUAAAUCGCUACCCUGUCGCAAAUGAAAUCGUCGAGGUACGCGAGGCACAAGCGGAGAGGAGGAUCUUUCUUGAUAAGAGAGGGCUUUGGGGUGUCUUUUGCUCUUGUUUUAUCUUAGACGGUCAAGGCUAUAACUGAAGCGCGGCAUUCACAACGCCAGCCUAAGUACGGUUACCGCGUUCCCUGUGGCUUGCGCAGAAGGGCCUGUUUUGGCGUUGUUUGGGAAAUUUUGACAUGAUCCCUAAGCUCAACAUGGAGGAGAAAAAAAGGCCCUUCUUAUUUACCUCCUAGGGAAAGUGUUGCCCUUAUGCCACAUAUAAUAGCAAAUUGCUUUUUUUAUGGCAUGCAUAACCUAGAUGGGAAAAAAUAUGGCGCUUGAGGGAAGGAGGGAAAAAGUAAAUGAAGUUCCAGGAAUGUCAUUCUGAAGUAAUGAGGCAUGGACAGAAAAUAUACCCCUCACAUCAUCGGAUUGAGAUGGCAGUCGAAAUAGCUUCAUUGAAGUGUCAGCACUCAUCCAUCAAUCAAUCAUCCACAAGGAAAAAUAGCGACAGUACAACGGGGCGGCUUUUAUGGGAUUUACUCAUGGGCAUAGGGAAUAGCAGCUCAAAUGUAGUUCUGACAUGAAAAGCAAGGUGCUGAUAUUAUUUUUUAUGAUGGGAGGAUCAUAAAGUGAAUUGAGAACAGUGAGGUCUGUCUUUGCUUAACCUAUUCAACUGGAAAUGAACGGAGCUCAACUGGAAACGAGCAGAGCCUUCAGAUGGGUUACGAUUGAAGCCUGCACCGUGCUGAGCACCGGCCAUUGACAACAAAAUUCUAUUAAAGCGAAAUCAAUACAUUAGCAUCGAGCUCCUCAGAAGCUGCUAAAUUGCACAGCCCCGUUCGGAGUUAUUAAGUGAAGUUGCGCGAGGUGGGUCCUGCGGCGCCGACCCAACGGCAGCGACCGCUGCGGGAAAAUGUGACCUGGGAGGAACCACGCGCGCAUCCCCAGCCCCGCUCCUUUCCCCGAGCUUUUGGAUGCUCUAGAACAACGCUCGGCUCGUUGCGGCACCCAACGGGUGAAGCUCCCGCCGACUUACGGCGGCCCCGAUCCUGCGCCCCCGUUGCAGCCGGGCGUUUUGCUUCGGCACGACCCCCCCGUGCCGUACGUUUGGCUGCUUGCAGCCAUGGCCGAGCCGCACGGGUGCCGCCACGGGCUGCCGGGAGCGAGGAGCCCUCUCCCCGCAAGCGGGUGGCCCCACGGCGGCGGCGAGCCUGCGGCACCCGGGGCUGGGGCUGCUCGGGGCACCAGCUGCUCGGUUUUGGGCAGAAAAGAGGCUUCUCUGGUGCCCGGCACCCACGGUGCCACCGGCAGCCGCCCCAGCCCCAGCCGUGCCGGCACCUGGGACCCCAGAGCUCUCUCAAGGUUUUCGGGAGGGCUGGUGCCCCCGAGGCGGGUCUGGCCAGCCCAGCGGGGUGUUUUGCUCAGGAGGCUUCGCUCCGGCACAGGCGAGUGGCAGAACAGCUACUUAAUUUAAAAUCUGGCCACAAACCUUUAUUACACAGUGCUAAACCUUGAUUAUUUUGCCUGCAUCGCUGUCCUCUGGGAACAUUUUAGGUACACAUUUGAAUUAAGUAAUUUUUUAUUUUUUUUUUACAAUAUCAUAUAAAAAAAGAAAAUGUACAUCUCUCCUCUUUCUCUGUACGAAACUGGAUGAGUUGAUAGUUUAUCUGUCAUAUAAAUCAGGUAACACAGAAAAUCAUUGCAUCUUUUCUCUGUCGUAUCUACUCAAUAUCUAUCGUUCUGACUUUUAUUCUUAUUGGAGAUCAUCAAAACAUUAAUUAAAAGCCUGGUGAUCAAACAGCCGAAUAUUUAUGAUUCACGUCCUCGCUUAUUAACAAGUGGCAUAUUGAUACACCACAUAUCCACGCUGUUUAUGCUCUUGCACUGCAAUAAAGCAGCAAGGAUUGUUAUCCUUAGACACUGCUUUGAGAGGUUUAUUCAGAAACCAUACGGCCCUUCCCACCACCACCCAUGUCAAAAUAAGCCAUAUCACCUUAAAAAAAAAAAUACUCUAUUUAAAAGAGGGAGACAUAAUUAGCAUCCCUUUGGAGCCUGAUAUAUAAGAAUUUUGGUGGAUCAGUCUCAGGUGUUUUUUCCAGGAUCUUAUUAUUUAAGCUGAGAGGGAGAAGGACAGUUAACUUUAAAAAUGGCUGCCAUUAGUACAAUAAUAAUUGUUGGUUUAAAAAAAAAAAAGAAUCUCUGCAAAUCCACUAACAAACGUGCCCAGUAAUUGCUUGUCAAUGCAACUUAUCAUGGGUUUUAUUACCUACUUGUAAAAGUAUUUACAAGACUGACCUCCCUAGCUUUUUUAGAGAUCAUGGAGGAUAUAAGAAGUCAUUUCAAAGAUCAAUAAUUAUAUAUUAACACAAUAGGGGUUGAAGCCUUCCAAGCCAGUUUUACAGGCUAUUGAGUCAACUCUCUCACAUUCCGUGGGCAAGGACUGUUCCCCUAAUUUUUGGUCUUUUUUUUUGUCUUUUUUUUUUCCUUAAUCGUGUUUUGAUGAAGUACCAUAUUUCUUGACUAAUGCGUACCCACAGUUCGGUUCCUAAAAUAGAAGGGGGUAUUCCCACUGGGCAGCACCCGCGCAGGCUUUGCACGGAAAGCAAGCUGCCCUCGGUGAUCGGGAAGCACAACAGUAACAGGGUUCUGGCUCGGGGCAGCCUCUGGGUGAGAGGUGCCGAGGGGAGACGCGCUGUCGACAGCAUCACCCGCUGCUACUGACCACGAAGGCGCUGCCCUGGCUCAAGCACAGCAGCGCGGGUCGGCCGGCCGGUCGGUCUGGCUCUGAAUAUAGGGUUUCUAUCGAACCUGGGGAGAAAACACAGGGGAAUGAAAGGCGGCAACCUAAUUUUAGGCAGAGAUUUCCUCCCGGCAAAGAAACGACCGCUCGGCGCCCGAGGCCAGGCUGGGCUGCGGCCACCGUCCCCGUCCCCUCCGCGCUCGCCGUCGUAACUCUCAGGCUGGAGAAAGCGCCUCGGCUGAGUGGAGGUGGAUCUCCGGCACACAGGGCUUUUGUUUUUGCAAACAGAUAUACGAUGCAAUUUAUAUUUAAAAUUCUCUCUAUAAAGACAGUAUUGAUCACACAUUCCAGAUCAAUAUGUUGCAAUUACAGCAGGCUUUAAAGGCCAUCUGUCCCCAAGCAAGAGCACUGAUAUAACCACCUCUAUAUAUUUUGAAAAAGUGCUACUGGUAUGUGCCCAUCUUCUCACAGUACGCCCUGACAUAUUAUUUUUGCUCCUAGGAAGCUGUUUGUAGGAGCUACAUAGAGUUGUAAUUCCCGGUUACUGGCCACCCCCGAGGAGACCUCCGACCAGCUCCUCGCUGGGUUUCAAAGUCACCACAGGGUCAGCGACACGGUGGUUUCCUUGGCCUCGUUCUCCUGCUCCGCCUCACAAUUCAUCCCACAGGUUGCAGCUUCCCUGUGUGCCAAACCUCUGGCCUCGCUUGAAAACGAUCAGCAAGAGGUUAUUGAAUUUCACUAAAACUAAGAACUUUUCCGUAACGGUGCUGAAGAGCUUGAGCUGGACAUCGGUAGGUGUAAACUGAGCCUUUUCUGUAUGUGACAGAUUGGAGCACAGCGAAUAGAGCAUUUUGAAACUCGUAACUAAAGAAUACAUGGCAUGCAUCUCAAGGCAGAUUUCAAUUCACAUUUCAUCAAACCGAGGUCCUAAUUUGUCAGCACCUGGAGUCAAGAUAAGUCUUUCUGUUGACAGCCCUGGAUGAGCCACCAGGUAGUUAUUCCAGAAAGAAAGGCUUCCUGGAUUUUCUUCAUUUCUUAAUUAUUUCCUGCAGUGGUUGACUUCACGCAAGCACGCAGACUUUAGGAUUAUUUUUUUAUUAUUAUUCUCCAGUUGUCUCCUGAAGGAAAGUGGAAGAAUUAAAAAAAUAAUAAUAAUAAUAAUAAUGGGAUUGCUGUGGUAAUAGAAGCCAACAUACCUUUGCAAAAGAACAUGCGCCAAGUGUAAAAAGCUGGGGUGCGCAUCCCGCAUGUGCCACGCCGCGGCCCGCCAGCGCGUCCCUAAUGUCCCCCGCAGCCGCCUCCCUACGCUUUCAUUGCAGUCUCCAGCUUUAUUUAUACCCACGUCUCAAAAAAACAGAAGCCAGAUUCUGAAUUCAUUCAUCCUGGUGUAAACCCAGAGCUGCUCCUUCGAAUUCAGUAUAUUUACCCUCUGCCUACGCAGCGCCAAGGGCUGCCCUCACGGUCCUACCCUUGGGUUCCUAACGUGGUUAGAUGGUUUUGAAAACUGCCCCAGCAAACAGUCUCUAGCGUUGUGCAGCUCAACUCUAAGGCCCAGUCUGCACUUCAGAAGGUUUAUAGUUAGGUCAGGGAAGCGACUGCAAAAGUUCGUUACUGACGUGACUACGCCGGUAAAAGUCCUGAUGCGAGAGCAGUUGUAUCGCUAUAAAGCACUUUAUACUGGUACAGCUUAUUUUGCUUUGCUGGACCACUUUUUUACCAGUGGAAGCACUUGUACCCCGGCGUGCUUCAGUCUACACUGGUGGUCGUUUCUUUGGUUUAACUGUGCCGGCAAAAAUGUGAGGCGUAGAAAAAGUUUAAGAUGAGGCUGUUGUGUCUUGUACCAAAUUAUCUGUACAAUAUUUUCUUUGAGAGCAUUUUUAAAGGCGGAAUAGCUGUACCACUGGACUUAACUGCAGAGUAAUAAACUUCCAGUUCAUCAUCAGCCUCAGCUCAUGAAAUGUCUUCGGGCCUUUGUAAAAAGCCCUGUUUGAGACAACAGAUUACCCGCUAAUCCUAGCAGGCCGUACAUCUCCACUUGAGUUCAUAGCAUCUAGCUGAGCAAACGCGUUUUUAUUUUUUUUCUUUUUUGAUCUAAGUAAAGACAACAAAUUCUUUGAUGAGCUAGCAGGGGAGAAAAAAAAAUCAAUAUUUUAAAAAGAAAAUGAAAAUAGCAUCUUUCAAAAAAAUGCAGCUACGUCGAAGGCAAGGACCGCUUCCCCUUGCAACCCAUGUCCCCGCCGGGGCGCCAGCCCCAGCAAGGGACGCGUUUCCAGUACUUGAACAUCCAGGCGACUGUCCCAGAUGAGGAAGAGGCGUAUGGGCAGCGCUUGCGCUUGCCUACGAGCCUGCGUAAGGGUCACGGGUUACACAUCCGUGCGGCCCCCCGCCCCCCCGCCCCAGGAGCGUGUGCCGGCACUGCCACGCCACGGGUGCUGGCAAUGCCACGCCGCGUGUGCCGGCACUGCCACGCCACGGGUGCUGGCAAUGCCACGCCACGUGUGCCUCGCGCCGCAUACACGGGCACCGAGGCCGUGGCCCCGCUGGCGCCAGCGGCACGGCCGGGGCCUUCAGGAUGGCCCGUGCGGGAUUUUGGCUUUACAAUGCAGCAAAUGCUGGAAUGUGCAAUACAGGUUGCAAAAGCUGACAAGCUGAACAGUCCUUCUUUGGCUCAGGGUAUUCACCGUCGUCCGUCUCUGGCACAACGCGCCCUUUUGUCCGGUGCUCAGGCCCCACUCCUUAAUCCUUUGUUGGCUUGGGGUUUUUUUUUUUUUUCCCUCUACUUUUAUUUUGGGUUUUAUUACCUCGAAUCGUGCAAGAGCCAUCCUCAUUCCAAAAAGCAUGGCCGUAAUAGUAAAUUCGACAGUUUUGCUCUGCCCCAGCGCUUGUGGUAUGUGGUAAGUUUGUUAUUGGCAGCAUCUUCAGGUUACGUCUGUGACCCGUGGUGUUCGGUCGAGAGUUUUGUUUAAAAAAAAAAAAAAGAAAAAAAAAAGAAAAGAAUCAAAAGGUCGUUUCUCUUUAAAAACAACCCUGUAUAUACUACAAAUCGCAAAAAGGCAAGAUUAAACACAUUUUUUAUAUUAACGACGCAAACGGGACUCCUUUCCGCGAGGACUCACGGUGACUUUAUCUGUCGAAUGUUUCGGUGCUUCUGCACUGAUUUUGUAACAAGUGCAUGCUGUACAGAACAUAUUGCCUGUAACUUAGGGCGGAGGGGGGCCAAGCUGCCGCUCCUUGGGCGCCGCAGCUUGUUUGGAUGAAAAGUUACGCCUUUGAUGCAUUUUUAUACUGUACAUAUUUGUAUAUAUUAACUAUAUUGCCAUGUUAUGAACACAGAUUUUGUUAUAUUUGCUUGUUUCAGUUUCCUACAAAAGUUGGUCCAUGACGGGGGAUAUUUUUUUUUUUUUUUUUUUUUUUUUUUUGUACAGGAAAUACGCUUGUAACUUCCGUUUGUUUGUUUUCUUGGUCAUCAUCGUUUAAUGGUUCAUAAAGGAAUUAGAGAUGAGUUUUUGGAGGAACUCUGAGAAGCAAGUCUGUGUUUGCAUGAGACCUGCCCAGUUGCUGGCUAUAAAGGGGGGGCGGGGGGAAGAGGGGAAAUCUAAGUCAAGUUUUGCUUUUAAAGCAUGCUUAGUCCCAUGGGAAAACUCAUACAUGUACAAUUAUCCUCUUUGUAUUUUAUCUAAUAGUGCCUGAAAUUUUUUUUUGUUAAUGUCUUCUUGGAGGAACAAUUCAUAAUUGUCAAAAUUUGAAACAUUAGCUUAAUUUUGUUUUCAUGACCUCUCAUUUCUCCUCCUUAUUUAUUUUGUUGCUGUUUAUAAUGGGCCCCAAGGCCAUUUCUGACAUUGCAGUGUUCUUCUUCCACAUUAAGGAUGUUUUUAAAAUUACUGAGAUUAUUGAGCCAACAGGCUGUUUUAAUCAAAACCAUGUUUCACUCGGUUUCGAUGAGCCCGAGCGGCCGUCGCGAUGCGGCCCCUCUGCCGGGAGGACCGUACCACCUAGCGGCCCUGGCACUCCGGCGCCCGCCCGCAGCGCCCCGUCCUCGCCGGCUGCCUCACGGCCCGCCUGGCAAUUUCCCUUCAAAUUAGUUGCUUGUUAUAAGUAACUUAAACUAAACAAAUUGAUAAUGUUAAUGGCUUUCCCCUCCCCCCUUUGGUUGAUUGCUAAAUAAAUUCGUAUAAUUUAUACUAGAGGAGAUUACCGCUUUUAUUGUUUUGGGUUCCCCCAAACCAAUUAUUAACAAUCAGGACUAUGUAUCUCAUUAAAUUUAAAUCAGGUCAAACCUAUUUAUCUAAGGCCUUUUCUGAUUUAGAGGAAGAUGACUGUAUUCCAGUGCAUUUAAGAUGUAUUUCUGGGUAUGAUUUUUGCAGCAUUGAGAUCUAUUAACGGUGAUUUUUGUUUUUUCUUCUGUCUUUUUACCACGGUAAAUACAUCGUAACAAAAAAAAAAAAAAAUCCCUCAACUUUACCACAGAAAACAUUACUUUCUGUGCCCAGGGAUUUUUAUUUUUUUUUAAUAAAAUCACUGCAGUUUUAGAACUGUAAUUAAAGCCCUGAAUAAUAGAUCACACAUCUUUAUCUGUUGUGUUUAAAAGGAAAAAAAAUAGCCCAAACUGUUCCCAUAAUCCUGAAUGCCUCAUUUCCAUAAAAAAGGUUUCUAUACAUAUAUUAUUUACAUUUUUAAACAUGGUAAUUCUUUUCUUUGUGGCAUAAAAUGUCUCUUUUCCACUGCAGCUAUUGGAAAGCGACUGCUCACAUCUGAAAUGUUAUCGUAAUUUGCAUCAGGAAACCCAACUGCAGACAUUAAGGACUUGGGUGUGUUCAAUUAUGAUUUUGCUGGAGGCUGUCCCUCAUUUUAAUGCUGCACUCAUUGAACUACCUUUCUGAAAUCUAGCUGAUACGGUUCACCAUAGACAUGCUUCACAACAUCAUUAGCUUUGCAAAUGGCUUCAUUUCAGUCAAUGCAGACUUCAGUUUUGGCCAAUUGUAAAAUGGAAAUUUGAAAAGGGAAAAAAAAAAAACAGAUGCACUUAAAACAUGAAAAGAAUUAUUUAUAUGAUAAAAAUAUAUUUAGAUUUUCAAAGCACAAGACUGAACAGAAGUGCUCUUUUUAUGCUUUCUGAAGAUGUUACUGUUAAAAGUCUUUCUACAUCAGGCUUAAUAAAUCUGUAAUGACAUUUGA
Phalacrocorax carbo (great cormorant) is the source of this 13384-nucleotide messenger RNA. Lineage: Eukaryota; Metazoa; Chordata; Aves; Suliformes; Phalacrocoracidae. The record is from RefSeq and is a predicted model, not a curated record.